Molecule: messenger RNA, 1554 nt
Organism: Nannizzia gypsea CBS 118893
Lineage: Eukaryota; Fungi; Ascomycota; Eurotiomycetes; Onygenales; Arthrodermataceae
Exons: 5
Coding region: 1-1554 (517 amino acids)
Source: RefSeq, a predicted model, not a curated record
AUGCCUUUACUACCUUACCAGUCCCCGCCUCUCCUAGCACUUGACUCUACUCACCGAGGGUCCCUGGUCGUCAUCGCCGGUGCGAUAGCAGGUGCUGUCACCUUGACUGGCCUGUUGAUCAGAUUGUACAUCCACCUUGCGAUCAACCCACACUAUGGACGAGAUGACUACUUUCUCUUGGGCGCAGCAGUUGUCGCUUUCUGCCAGUCUAUAUUAGUAUUUGUCUCAGUGUCCAAGGGUUACGGCACAUCUGCCGACCUAAUAAAUCUUAAAGAUCUAGUGGUCUUGCGACGAGCAUUUUUCUCCAGCGAGAUUCUAUAUCUGGUUACCCUUUACCUUGCAAAAUGCUGUGUUAUAUGCAUCUUCCUCAAAUUAACUCCCAAGAAAACGCAUAACCGUGCUACAUUGGGAGCUCUUGUUUACUGUACACUAUGGGUUAUUGGCUCAAUAAUGACAGUCGGUAUCAAUAGUGGUGUCCUCGACAGGACAACUCUCAGGGCCGUUAGUGUAUCCUACUGCAAACUCAAGCUCAACAAAUGGCGAGGGAUUGUCUCUUUUGACGUCUUGUCCGAAAUAAUAAUAUUUAUUCUUGCCGUUCACCUUAUCCAGGAACUUCAAAUGAGAUUUCGAACAAAAGCUGUGGUUCUGAGCGCUUUUGCUGCCCGGUUACCAUUGAUAGCCCUAGCCAUAAUACGGCUUCAUUACCUUAACAAAUGCGGCGCUCAAACAAACCUCACCUUGGAUCUGGUGGAUUCAUCAGUGUGGACCCAAAUCAGUCUAAACUACAGUGUGAUCGCCUGCACCAUAUUCGCACUUAAGCCAUUCACAGCAGCUGUGAGCACAAAUUACGGCACGGCAGGCGACCAAUCAUUGCAAAACUCAAAAAACAACAGUCAUGGAAGUACUGUUGACAACACCUGCUCUCGCGAUCUAGAAAGUGGAACAUACACGUCUAGAUCGAAAGAGCAUAAUUUUUCUCGGCCUCACACUAGCAACAGCACACACCAUAGCCAAAAGAAACAGAGGCCACGACGAAAAAGCCAACUUUCAACAUCCUUAUCCCGAUCUAUAGCAAACAAGGAGGCCAAGUCCCAACCCUCACUUCCGCGAUUUUCACUCUUCUCUCCAUCUUCACCUACACGACACCAUCAACGUCUGAAAUCAUCAGACGAACGCCAUGAAAUGGCAUCAAUAAACUCUCAUAUACCUCCAGUACCUACACUUCCACAAAACCAGACAUCCAAAAAUACUCACACACGCACCGCAAGCCGCGGCGUACGAGUGCCGUUCCUACACAAGGGGGAGAAAAGGGGCACUGGGUCCAUGGAUUCCCACGGCUCUCUUUCUGGAGUCGGGUCGAUACAUGGGCCUGGCCCCGUAGCAUCAGAUACAAUCAUCGACCCGCCCGCUGCGGCCGCAACAACAAUAACUACAGCGAUCACGGCGGGGGGAGGGGAUAGGAUGGAAGCGAAUUCAGAGGCGGAUUGGAAUGAUGAUAACACAAAAUUGAUUAUCAAGAAGGAUAUAGAGUACACUGUUCAGUAUGGAGACUGA